AUGGCAAGACUGAAAUCCAGCGAUGGUGAUAUCUUCGAAGUCGGCGAUGGCAUCGUGGCCUUGAGCCCUGUCCUGGCGAGCGUGGCAGACUCCGGAGAUGGCGACGAGAUUCCGCUUCCUCUUGUUGACAGCCUCGCCCUGCGAUGGGUCCUUGCGCAUUGCCAAGAGUACCGCGUGCAAGGGAGGUGGGUGCUGAGCAAGAAGCUUUCAAAAGGAGGGCCGAGCGAUCUGGAAAAGUUGCUUUGGGCAGCGGACUUCCUUGCUUUGGACCGACUGGCCAGCCUUUGCCUGGCGAAGCUUGCAGGGCUCCUGCUCCAGGAGCAGGGCACGAAGAUCUCGCUGCGAGCUUUGUGUCGUUGCUUGGAGUUUGGGUUAAAGCUGCCAGAGCUGGCAGUGGCUGUCCUCCAAGCGGUCCAGGAACAGGCGGCUUUUGGUGACGAAACCGCCCUUUCAGCCGUCAGCCGAUGCCGGGCCCACGCAGCGGCAGCGGUGAGGCUCGCGACUGUGAAGGCUCUCGAGAUGCUGGCACCGAAGGGCCACGCUGUGGUCACGCAGUGCCUUCAGUCGAGAUUGCAGAUUGAAGCCGAGGAAGAGGUUCAGCUGGCCAUACUCCUUGCUCUCGUAAAGGUUGGAGCCAAAGAAUCAGCGUCAUCACAGGCAUCGGCGUCACAGAACUUCGUGGACAUCCACAACGUCCUGAGAUUCCUGGGUCCAAAUUGUUCAGCUGCGAUUCGGGAAGCAGCGGCCCAGGCAGUGGGGUCCCUGGCACAGAUCGGAAGUGCGCAGGCCCUUGCUGCCCUUAUCGGGUCACCCCCUGUCUACCUUCGUCAAGGCAUCACCGACAGCGCCCCACGUGUUCGUCGAGAAUCCCUUCGGUCUCUCCAGCAGCUGGUCGGGAACUGCAAAAGCAUACAUGUCCUAUCUGGGAUUGCAGCGAGACUGCAGGACACGGAUGACGGUGUGCGAAAAGAGGCCGUCAAGGCCGUGGCAUUGAUUUCCAGACCUGGCGAUGUGAUUGUGAUUCGCGCUGCGCUCGCUUGCUUGGGGCCUGGCUGUCCGUGGGCUCUCAGUGUUGGCGUGCAAGCCUUGCAGCUGGUUGGACGCGGCGAUGCGGCCGCAAUCGCUGGUGUUCUCCAGCACAUGAAGGAUCCCAAGACGCGCAUGCCUGCUGCACAGGCACUGCUCCAAAUCUCCACUGUGCAGGAAGCACUCAGAUCAUGCAUUUCAUGUCUGGUGAGCCCGGACGUCCAGAUGCGAAAUUCUGUCCCAGAGUGUUUGCUGAUUCUGCUCCGUCAGUGUCUCAGCCCAGUGGGCUUUGUAUCAAGCGAUUUGCUUCGAUACCUGUGCCACAGGGCUUUUGAGGUUCGUCGAGCCACCUUGGCUGCCUUUGGAAGUCUUCCUCUGGCCGGCAAGAAGAUCCUUCCCACCGCGCUGCGCGGCAUUGGCUGUCGCCUCCUGGACCGGCACCACGCGGUGCGGGCUGCGGCCGCUGAGUUGGCCCGCACCUUCGGCCCGGAAGAGCGCCUGCGCGUCCUGUCCCCGCUGACAAGACAUCUCGCACAUCGCAAGGGUAGAAGACGCUUGGUGGUCGGCGCUUUCCGGAGGCUGGCGACCCCGUGGGACAAGCGCUACUUGGAGCUGCUCAUUCCCAGCUUGAAGAGCCGCCAGGUUUCCGUUCAAAAGGCUGGCAUCGAAAUCGCACGGAGACUGUCGAGCGGACAUGAAAGCACUGGCAUCGAAAAGGCCUUGAACCUGGUACAGGAAAAGUGUGCCAGCGCAAAGACAGGUGGCUACCUCUUGUUGGCCUCAAUGCUCGGCAGAUGUAGUGCUGCCCAGAAUCAGGUGCCUGCGUCGCUGUUGCAAUCUGCUGUGCCUGCGGUCAUAGCUGGCAUCCAGUCACGCGAAAUUUCGCUGCGGUGCGCUGCAGCGGCAUGUUCGCCUGGCCUUUCUUCAGUCGUGGCAGCAUCCGCAGACAUGACGGCGUCUGUCGAAUGGCUUGACGUGCUGGCUGCGGGUCUGGUGGACUCCAGUGACCCAAGCAGGUUUAUGCAGCUGUCGGCAGCGGCUGCGAUACAGCCAUUCCUGGCCCACUCGAAUGCGUGUAGCCGCCUGGCCUUAGAAGUGAUCAUGGGUGCCAUGCUGCAUCGAGACUGGGAGGUACGCUGGACAGCUGUGGCGGCCCUACUACAAGUUCCUUUGGAUGGCACAACGCGCUCAGAUCCAGCAAGGAUGCCAGAGAGCUUGGCGUCAGAGAUUCGAACGGCGAUCUGCCGCCUGCAAAGCGAAAAGCAACAGGCUGUGCGGGAUGUGGCAGAUUAUGUGCUCAGCAAGGGUCUUCACGGUGACCACCAGCUCUGCCAGCUAGCGCUGCGAACCUCGCAUGCCCAGAAGAAUUCCAGUUCGGGAUGUGUGAGAGGGAUCCAUUCUGUCAAGAGAGUGAGAAGGAAUCGCGUGCCAGCACAGAGAUUCGCUAAGCCAUUGAAGCUUGGGCCAGUGCAGCCCGUCCGUCUGGAGUGA
Symbiodinium natans is the source of this 2517-nucleotide messenger RNA. The record is from the annotation of a GenBank genome assembly. NCBI's taxonomy places the organism in Eukaryota, Dinophyceae, Suessiales, Symbiodiniaceae.